AUGGACAAGACUUCGCCCGUGCUGCGUGCUGCCGUUGAGCGUGUCAGUAACGCAAUUACCUCGUUACAUCAGGCUGCGGAGUGGGGCAUGGGAUCUGCCCCGAUUGUCUACCGCACAUUGGGAUUGCCACUCCCUUACAGUCCAACUGUUCGUGCCCGACGACUAAGCACGAUCUACCGCUU
Messenger RNA from Aphanomyces astaci, 182 nucleotides. RefSeq lists its product as hypothetical. The record is from RefSeq and is a predicted model, not a curated record. The annotation marks the transcript as partial. Lineage: Eukaryota; Oomycota; Saprolegniomycetes; Saprolegniales; Verrucalvaceae. The transcript has a single exon.